Molecule: messenger RNA, 1400 nt
Organism: Balaenoptera ricei (Rice's whale)
Lineage: Eukaryota; Metazoa; Chordata; Mammalia; Artiodactyla; Balaenopteridae
Gene: CNMD
Product: chondromodulin
Exons: 7
Coding region: 99-1103 (334 amino acids)
Biological process (GO): negative regulation of endothelial cell proliferation; negative regulation of angiogenesis
Source: RefSeq, a predicted model, not a curated record
GCGUGCGCCGCGUUGAAGUGCCCGGCACGUCGGGGCAGCAGGACAGAGCCCAGGACGCGCGCGGAGCCUCCCAGUGUCCCGCUCCUGUGGCCGCAGCCAUGACGGAGAACUCGGACAAAGUGCCCAUCGCCCUGGUGGGACCCGACGAGGUUGAGUUUUGUAGCCCCCCGGCGUACGCCACGGUGACCGUGAAGCCCACCAGCCCCGCGCGGUUGCUCCAGGUCGGAGCCGUGGUCCUCAUUUCGGGGGCGGCGCUGCUGCUCUUCGGGGCCAUCGGGGCCUUCUACUUCUGGAAGGGGAACGACAAUCACAUUUACAAUGUCCAUUAUACCAUGAGUAUCAAUGGGAAAUUACAAGAUGGGUCGAUGGAAAUAGAUGCUGGGAACAACUUGGAGACCUUUAAAAUGGGAAGUGGAGCUGAAGAAGCGAUUGAAGUUAAUGAUUUCCAGAAUGGCAUCACAGGAAUCCGUUUUGCUGGAGGGGAGAAGUGCUACAUCAAAGCACAGGUGAAGGCUCGAGUUCCUGAGGUGGGCACCAUGACCAAGCAGAGCAUCUCCUCUGAACUGGAAGGCAAGAUCAUGCCUGUUAAAUAUGAAGAAAAUUCUCUCAUCUGGGUGGCUGUAGACCAGCCCGUGAAGGACAACAGCUUCUUGAGUUCUAAAAUCUUAGAACUCUGUGGCGACCUUCCUAUUUUCUGGCUUAAACCAACCUAUCCAAAAGAAAUCCAGAGAGAAAGAAGAGAAUUGGUAAGAAAAAUUGUUACAACGAUGACCACAAGAAGAUUACGCAGUGGUCCACGGGGCAACCCAGGGCCUGGAAGACCAAAUAACGAAACCAGACCCAGUGUUCAAGAGGAUUCAGAGCCCUUCAAUCCGGACAACCCUUACCACCAGGAAGGAGAAGGCAUGACAUUCGACCCUAGAUUGGAUCAUGAAGGAAUCUGCUGUAUAGAAUGCAGGCGGAGCUACACCCACUGCCAGAAGAUCUGUGAACCACUGGGGGGCUAUUAUCCAUGGCCUUAUAAUUACCAGGGUUGCCGUUUAGCCUGUAGAGUUGUCAUGCCAUGUAGCUGGUGGGUGGCCCGCAUCUUGGGCAUGGUGUGAAAUCACUUCAUAUACCAGGUGCUGUAAAGAAUUAACUCCAGAAACAACCAAAGUUUGAGGCAUCUUGAUGCUGAAGGGACCACAAAGUAUUUUAUAUUCCAUCUGAGCAAUGUUAUUCGAGACACUUAACAGAAUAUUUUUGAACUGCUUUACAGAACUUUAUCCAGAAUUGCAAAUGUACUGAAAGGGUAGUUUAAGUCUAAAAUAUCAUCAUAAUCCUUUUAUUACUUGCUAUUUUUUGCUUUUCUUUGCCAGUAAGGCCUGCUUUUAAAGACUUCCUUACCAAGCUAUUUUGAA